Momordica charantia (bitter melon) is the source of this 2312-nucleotide messenger RNA. The record is from RefSeq and is a predicted model, not a curated record. NCBI's taxonomy places the organism in Eukaryota, Viridiplantae, Streptophyta, Magnoliopsida, Cucurbitales, Cucurbitaceae.
UUUCCUCUUCUUGCUGUUCUGCAAAAGAUGUGCUCUCCAUAUAGGCGUGUCCCCAAAAACUGAGGAACUGAAGCAACUUGAAAUUCCAACGCCGACCAACAACCGAAGCUCUCAAAUUCAAAAUAUAUGGAGAAAGACGAAUCCAUCGAUGGGUUUUCAAAUCUUCAUCACCCAGAUUCCUCUCGCUAUGUUGAAAUUGAUCCGUCUGGCAGAUAUGGAAGAUACAAUGAAAUCCUUGGCAAAGGGGCUUCCAAGACAGUGUAUGAGUUUCGCCUCCUUCGCAUUUUUUGUAAUUAAUGUCCAUUCGCGGAUUUCAGUUACAGAGCAUUUGAUGAGUAUGAAGGGAUUGAAGUUGCUUGGAACCAGGUCAAACUCUGUAACUUACUCCAAUGCCCUGAAGAUCUUGAGAGGCUAUACUUCUUGGGUCGAUACUGCAAAUAGGAACAUCAACUUUGUAACUGAAAUGUUCACUUCUGGGUCUUUGAGGCAGUUUCGGCUAAAGCAUCGUAGAGUUAACAAUAGAGCGGUGAAGCGAUGGUGUAGACAGAUCUUGAGGGCUCUUCUCUAUCUCCAUAGCCAGGACCCCCCUGUGAUCCACAGAGAUCUCAAGUGUGACAAUAUUUUUGUUAAUGGUAACCAAGGAGAAAUUAAGAUUGGUGAUCUUGGUCUUGCUGCGAUUCUCAGGAAAUCACAUGCUGAUCGCUGCGUCGGGACACCAGAGUUCAUGGCUCCUGAAGUGUAUGAAGAGGCAUACAAUGAAUUGGUAGACAUUUAUUCUUUUGGGAUGUGUGUUUUGGAGAUGGUUACAUUUGAAUAUCCAUAUAGUGAAUGUAAUCAUCCUGUUCAAAUCUAUAAGAAAGUAACUUCUGGGGAAAAACCAGCUGCCUUGUAUAAAGUGAAGGAUCCAAGCAUGCGGCAAUUCGUCGAGAAAUGCUUAGCACCAGUUCCAUAUAGACUUUCGGCGAGGGAGCUUUUGAGUGAUCCUUUUCUACAAAUUGAUGAUUGUGAAAGCAAGUCGAAAAUUUCAGAUUGUCAGGGAGAACUUGACCGUAUUGCUUCUACUAUAGUGCAGCCUUUUCUUGAACGAGAAAUAAGUUUCAGCUCAAUCAAUUACAGUUUGGACACCUCAGAUGAAUGGAGGUGCCGUAUCGUUGAAACUGAACCAGACGGGACUGAACUUUUUGAGGAUGAUGAUGAUGACCAAUUGGAAAAUGUUGAUAACAGUAUUACGGGGAAGAUAAGAGAAGAUGGCAGUAUUGUUUUAAGACUUAGGAUUGCAGAUAAAGAAGGACGAAUUCGAAACAUAUAUUUCCCAUUUGACACCAAGAUGGAUACAGCAUUAACAGUUGCCACUGAAAUGAUAGCAGAGCUUGAUAUUACUGACCAAGAUGUGACCAAGAUAGCCGAAAAAAUCGAUGGGGAAAUCGCUUCCUUGGUACCCGAGUGGAAACCAGGGCCUGGCAUAGAUGAAACACCCCGCAUCUCUUACGACGGUGACCUUCAAAGCUACGACACUUCUAACCAUCCAUCUUAUAAUCAUUUGAUAGAGAAGAUGCAAAAUGGAGCAAAAAACUCUCAGAUUUUAAACUGCAGUGCAGACGAACGUGCUUCAGCGCCCAGACAUUUCGAGCAAGUUUCCCACAAAGAAGAUCAGCCUACACAGCCUGUGGUAGAGAGAAUACCAAAAGUGUCAAACCAGCAUUAUCAGCUAAACUCUGUCCUCCAUGAAGGCCAAGCUCUUAGUUCUCAUAGUUUUAGGCAAAGCCAUUCUGAUCAAAAUAACAAGAAAACAGGCCAAUUAAUCACUGGUGGGAAUGACAUAGAAAAAAUACAAGUUAGUAAAGCCACUGCCAUUGCAAAAAGUUCGAUCCGAAGCUUACUGGGUUCUCGUUCGUUGUCGAGAGUUCCUUCUUAUCGUGAAGAUAAAUUUGCUUCUCAAAUCCAUUGGGAAAUAAGGUGGCUAUGGAAUUGAGACCAGUUGAAAUCAUAGUGUUCAUGUAAGUUAUGUCAUUAUAGCUGCCCCGUUCGGAUGCCCAAAGGGACCGAAAUCGUGAGGCGUUCUUUUUGAAUCUUCAACUGCAGAAGUAUAUUUCAAGAGUUAAGAUUACAGGCACAUUGCUUCCAAGCACACUCCUCUCCCAGUUGAUGCUGUUGUUGUAUUGUACAGACUACAGUAACAUGUAAGUUACUCUCAGCACUUCUAAUUUUGUACACUUACAGUGACACCUGUUUUCUAUUUCAUUGUUUUGGUUCACAAAUUAUUGGAAAAUGUAAUGCUUAUUCUCUUAUAAAACAAUGAAGAAAGGUGCAAG